UUGGCAGUGUCAUUUAGUGGAUGUUUCUGCUUCUAAAGAGCAAAUGUAUGUUUUAACAUUUAACUGAAAAAUUGGUUUCAUCCUAAGCGAGGCUACAGAUCGUAUUGCAUGUUCAUUUCAUUACUUUUAUUAGGACUUGAAUGCCAAUAUCACAACAGAAAAUACUUUUAAAAAAUAACUGCUGAGUUGAAAGGUUUGCUUUGGAAAGGACAAAACUGGUCCUACAGCACAUCUUGGUCAUCGGAAUUUCCUCCUACUUUGCACCAUCUUUACUGCCCCACAUCAAACGAGGUGUUAGGCGAAGACGUUAACCUUACAAACCAGCAGUGAACAGUAGGUGGGUAGGCUAAGGCACACGUUCUCCCACUACAAACCAACCGUAAACAGUAGGAGGAUAAGCUAAGGCACACAUUUCCCCACUCAUUUGGCCCCUUCCUGGGCUGAUGGUGUUUAUUGUAAGCAGAAUGGACAUCAACGUGGGUUGAUGGAUGUUGAAGUGAGCACUGUUAGUCAAUAAUUAUAACAUUCUUUUCUCAGAAGCCGUCUCUCGGGAUGAGUCUUUUUUCUGAAGACAAUUCAACUGUCAGGGAUUACCAUAAACUUCAUUAGAGGGCUGUGACAGUAAAUCAGAAGACAGUAAAUAUCUGUCAUAAGAAGGUCUGCCACAACAAAAAGUUUGAAAUGACAAUUAGAGAUGAGUAUAUAAGAUAGUGUGUUAGCACACAUUAUGAUGGGCACUUUUCAUGUACAGUAACAUAGACAAAAAUAUAUGUUUUACAUAUGACCUACCUUGCGUGUUGAAGGGCAUUAUGCCCUUUUCUUUACCACAGAUGUAUCAUGUACUGUACAUGGCAAGUGUGAUUUCUAUGUCUUUUUUCACAGACCUUUUGCAUGUGGGAAUGCAUAGUGAAGAUACAAACAAAUCUAUCUAUUGCUCUGCAUUACACCAACAAUGCAAAACCACACCUUUCAAGACAAAUGUAACAUUCUGGGGGAAGAUUUGAGGAACUCAAAUAUGUAAAUAGAACUCCUGUAUUAUACUUUUACACUUCUGUUAUCUUGUUAGACUUAAUGUUAUAUGUUAAGCCACAUCUGCUUUGUAGAGGAAUAUUAAAAUGAACAUUUAAAUAUUAAACCUGCCAUCACAAAAAAACAUUCUUCAUCUAACCUAUGUCACAUAAGGUCAACAAGAACAGAAUGUGUUUCACAUGUAUCACUUUCCACCCACUGCCGACGCUGUCAACCCUUAUAUGGUAGGAGGGGGUGUUCUCAGUGGGUGUCCGUGAUGUUGUUUCCUGUCUCCAUUGCACAUCAGAAUUUCCCCCUUUCCAGCCCACAGCAAGUGAGCUGCUGUGGGCUGUCUCAGGUUAGUCUGUCUGCCUCUCCUGUAGUGGAUGGGUGCUACUAGUCCGUGCUCUGACUUUGUCUCCAGUUUUCAUAGGAUAAAGAGUAAAUACAAACUAGAUGAAUCCCACAGUGACAUCCUAAGCAUCCCAAAGAAUCUGUGUUUGUUACCAUCUGAAGACAUACUCAUGAAGGUGUUAAGCAAUCACGUGUCUAAAAGUCUUCCUGAGGGUAGCAUGGACUCAUUCAUCAUGUUGCCCACAACAGGAGAUGUGAAGUUCGAACACACGUUCCUUGGAAAGUCACACAAAACAACAACUGGAAACGUUUCUGCGACUGAGAAUAUCAGUCAAAGGCGAUGGCGGAGUAUGUUCAGGAAGAUUCAGAAGAAAGGCGUCCAACCCAAGUCAGCUCUGUUUGGACAACCACUUUCCCAUGUCUUCGUUGAUAAAAACACACUUCCAAAACCUAUUCAAGAGAUCCUGAUGCUUCUGUGUAAGAACGGCCCUUACACCGAGGGGGUGUUUAGGAGAGCAGGGAAUGCUAGAAUCAUCAGAGAGAUUAAGGAGCAGCUGAACAGUGGAGCAGAAGUGGACUUUAGUGAAAAGCCAGUCUUGCUGCUGGCUGCCCUUCUAAAGGACUUUGUAAGAGAAAUCCCUGGUGGUUUACUGAUUGAGGAGCUCUACCAAUCCUGGAUGACCGCAAUGGCGACCAACAGUAUUGCUGAGAGAUGCAGAGAGCUGGAAAAGGUGAUGGAAGGGCUACCAGAACAGAACAUCCUCCUCCUGAGGCACCUGGUCUUCAUGCUUUAUCACAUAAGCCAGAAUUCAGAACAAAACAAAAUGAACCCCAGAAAUCUUGCCGUCUGCAUUGCACCCAACCUUCUCCACGUUGACCAGGUUCAAGCAAUUGAAAAGGUCACAGACCUCACAGAGUUUCUCAUUGACAACUAUUGUGAAGUGUUUGGUGAGAGGAUUUUGCACCUCCUUGGUGACUCAGAUGAGGACGAAUUGAAUGACUCCCAAGAUCCUCUGCCUGCACUCCAACAUGACUCUGCCUAUGAGACUGACGGAGAGAAGGGCAGUUGUGCUCACCUGGUGUCCCCUGCCAACGGCAAAUUUGACGAGAAUCUGAUCUCAGGAACCUCCACCCCAGCAAAGGAACCCUUUAACACCUUCACAAAGCCCUUCAUCCGAAGAUGCUCAGAGCCAGCCAUCACCCUGCCUCAGCAGAUGAAGGUCCAAUCCACUCUCAUCAGGAGUAACACAGAGUCCCUGCUGAAGACAGAGAGCGACACAUGCUACUGUCAGAGCAUACUGUUGAAGAAGCAGAUCUCAGAUGAGUGCAUAGUGCAAAGGGACAGGACAUCACUAGACUGCAGCUUGGCUCACGGACAGUACCGUGUACCCUCUGCGUCCGAGGGAGGUCCCUGUUGCUCCUCCUGCUCCCUGGAAAGUGCUUUCUCCAGUGCGUCUGAGAGCUCUGUGUUUGCCAGCUCACCCCUAGCCUCGCCCUCCUGCCGGAGGAGGAGGAGCCUUCAGUGUGAACUGGCCCCUACCCCUUCCUACCAUCAACACCGGGAGCAUCAGGAAUGCCAGGAGCCCACCCCCCAGAGGCGCUCCCAGUCACUGCGCUACACGGCCUCCCAGAACCGGGCCGCCCUCAGGCGUGGAGGCUCCAGCCGCUUGGCGAGAAAAGAGAAGACAUUGCUCCAGAGUAACACCCUCCCAGAGGACACAGAGUUCUCGCGCAGACCACCGCUUCUCUCCACCGCUGAAGUGUUCCAGCAGGUGGACAGCAGGAUCCCUGGCCUGCCACCCUCUUAUGAACAGGCAACCCAGAGCACCCCAUUUCCCUGCUCUGUGCCUGAACGCCACUCCAUGACUGUACAGGACGGCUGGCGCCUCUGUAUUCAGACAGACACAGGCCUCAAUACACACCCCACAGACCAAUCACAUACCCUCCUAAAUGACAUUGUCACCAGUAAUUUUAAUAAUGGACCAGACCGAGUCUUUCCGGCUAUGCCUGCAACGUUGUGCCGGACAAGGUCCGUAACGGAGUCUAUUUACAAAGCCCCAACUAAGAAGGUGGUGCGUAGAUGUAGCCAGCCUCCCUUUGAAGAACUAAUACACACCCGAGAAUCAUAUGUGUAAGAUGGCCCACACUCAUACAAAGACUAUAAUCAUCUGAAAAUAAAAUGACUGUAUGUAUGUAAUGAAUGUAUUUUAAAAUGUUGCCUACAUUACUGUGUACCCGGGCCUCUAGUAAGUGGCCAAAAUGCUGUGCAUUAAAAAUGUAUAUAUCAUUAUAUGAAAAUGAAAAUACUUUUAUAAGUCUUCUGAUAUUAAACUUGAAGUUUACA
Molecule: messenger RNA, 3706 nt
Organism: Clupea harengus (Atlantic herring)
Lineage: Eukaryota; Metazoa; Chordata; Actinopteri; Clupeiformes; Clupeidae
Gene: tagapa
Product: T cell activation RhoGTPase activating protein a
Biological process (GO): regulation of Rho protein signal transduction; signal transduction
Molecular function (GO): GTPase activator activity
Source: RefSeq, a predicted model, not a curated record